GAAGGGGGCUGGAAUCAGGACCAGACGCUCCAUAUAAAUAUAAGACCUUAUAAAGCAGUCUCACACUACGCCAGACGCAGACAUGAAGACUCCGGGAGUCUUCCUGCUAUUCAAUGUCCUGCUGCUCAUAAAUGUAUGUAGCACAGCUAAAAGAGACACAGAGAAUGAUACAGACGGUGAAAUGUACCCCGCUGAUUGCGAUGAAUGGUACGCUAUGGGAUCAGAGGCCAAUGGGGUGCACGUCAUAUAUCCUGCAGGACCGCAGAGUGCUGUCCCCGUGUAUUGUGACAUGAGUACUGAUGAAGGGAAAUGGACAGUGAUCCAGAAGAGGUUUAACGGCACCCUGGCAUUUUUCCGCGGCUGGACAGAUUAUAAACUGGGCUUUGGCCGGGCUGAUGGGGAGUAUUGGCUUGGGUUACACAAUGUGUAUCUGUUAACGUUGAAGAGGAAGUAUGAGCUGAGGGUCGACCUCGGAGAUUUCGAGAAUAACACGGCUUAUGCCAAAUACAGCGACUUUGCUCUCUCUCCAAAAGCCAUUAACCCCGAGGAAGACGGAUACGCUUUGUAUGUAGAGGGAUUUCAUGAUGGAGGAGCAGGUGAUGCUUUGUCCUAUCACAAUGGCAUGAAGUUUUCUACGUAUGAUAGUGAUCGGGACACCUAUACCCAGAACUGUGCUGCCCUGUCUACUGGAGGCUUCUGGUUCAAAUCUUGUCACCAGGCCAACCUGAAUGGUCCAUAUCUAGGUGGUGUCCAUUUGUCCUACGCCAGUGGUGUUAUCUGGUUUCCUUGGAAGGGUUACUACUACUCUCUGAAGACCACAGAAAUGAAGAUACGUCGAGUGUGACCUGCCUUUUAUACGUUAGGUAGCCUCUAUCAAUAUGAUCCUUCUAUCAAUAUAUUAGUUUUGUUCCUUGACCCCAUCCCAGAAACAUAGUAUCCAUAAUCUAUGAUCUGUUUCUCAAUAAACCUCCACAUGUCCAGCUCUGUACAAAUGUCAUCAAUGAAAACACAUGUUGUUGGACCUAUAGUACCUGCUUGCACAUGUUGUAUCUUCUAAUAUACCCCUACAGUACCCAUGUAUAACCCACCCAGUGUCUCUUACCUUGUUCAGUAGCACUUGCUGUGAUAUAAACAUGAAAUGUACCCAAA
Molecule: messenger RNA, 1149 nt
Organism: Pelobates fuscus (common spadefoot toad)
Lineage: Eukaryota; Metazoa; Chordata; Amphibia; Anura; Pelobatidae
Product: microfibril-associated glycoprotein 4-like
Exons: 6
Coding region: 83-844 (253 amino acids)
Biological process (GO): elastic fiber assembly
Source: RefSeq, a predicted model, not a curated record